GGGAGACCGAUAAAGUGAAUGCAGGGUCCGGGGAGACCAGAUAUAGUGAAUGCAGGGUCCAGGGAGAGCGGAUAUAGUGAAUGCGGGGUCGGGGAGAGCAGAUAUAGUGAAUGCGGGGUCCGGGGAGAGCAGAUAUAGUGAAUGCAGGGUCCGGGAGAGCGGAUAUAGUGAAUGCAGGGUCCGGGGAGAGCGGAUAUAGUGAAUGCAGGGGUCCGGGGAGAGCAGAUAUAGUGAAUGCGGGGUCCGGGGAGAGCAGAUAUAGUGAAUGCGGGGUCCGGGGAGAGCGGAUAUAGUGAAUGCGGGGUCUGGGGAGA
Staurois parvus is the source of this 314-nucleotide messenger RNA. The record is from the annotation of a GenBank genome assembly. Lineage: Eukaryota; Metazoa; Chordata; Amphibia; Anura; Ranidae.